AUGGCGCUCGACGAAACAUCUGUGUUGUGGAAGGCGGGCUUCUGCUGUAAACUUUACUGGAAAAUUAUAUUCGCCCUCGUUUGGCCCUUGAUACUCUUACCGUUCGUCAUUGUGGACAAUUUUUCAAAGGAAUCGAAAUGCGGCUACGUGGUGUUGAUAAUGGCCGGUUACUGGGUGACGGAGUGCCUACCGCUGGGCGUGACGGCCCUCCUGCCUCUGGUGCUGUUCCCGUGCCUGGGCGUCCUCAGCAGCGACGACACCUGCGCGUGUUACGCCAACGACGUGAUCAUGGUGUUCCUGGGCGGUCUGAUCCUCGCCAUCGCCAUCGAGCACAGCAACCUCCACAUGCGCAUUGCCCUCAAGGUCAUAAGGAUCGUCGGGUGCAGCCACAAACGCCUGCUCGGGGGCCUACUCGUGGUCACCACUUUCCUGUCCAUGUGGAUCACCAACACCGCCGCCACUGCCAUGAUGGUGCCCAUCAUAUUUGCCGUCCUGGGCGAACUCGAGAGGGAAGGACUUGGAAAGGUGUUUGUCGACACCCAGAACCCCGAGAGCGGAAGCAGUGAGGUGCGUCCAACAAAGGUGACGACGGCUUACCUCAUGGGAGCGGCGUACGCGGCCAGUUUCGGGGGCACGGCCACGCUCGUCGGUACGGGCACGAACCUCGUCUUCAAGGGUAUUUUCGAGAAAACGUUCGCGUGCGGUCCGAAAAUCGGCUUCGGCCAGUGGAUGCUGUACGGGGUGCCCCUGGCUUACACGAACGCCCUCAUGACUUGGGUGUACGUGCUCGUGUUGUACUUUGGCAUGUUUCGGCCCAACAGCCGGGACGCCCAGGACGCGGCGAUCGGCACCGAAGGCGAGAUCGUCGCCAACAGGAUAAUAAAGGAGAGGUACGACAAUCUCGGGAAAAUGACGAGUCACGAGCUGGGCGUGGCGGCUAUGUUUGUGUCCGCGGUGUUUUUGUGGCUCGCGCGCGACCCUGGGUUCAUGCCAGGCUGGGCCGAACUCGUAUCUGGAGUCGAGAUCCUGGACUCGGCGCCCAUCAUAUUCGUGGCCCUCCUCAUGUUUUUCAUACCCAAGGAUCUCAAUUUCCUCAACAUGUGGAGUAACGAUGAGAGCAAGAGGCCUAAAUCCUCUUCUGAGGGUCUGAUCACUUGGAAAGUCAUUCAGGCUAAAAUGCCGUGGAGUUUGAUGUUUCUGUUGGGAGGUGGUUUUGCCAUGUCAAAGGCCAUCACCAAAUCCGGGUUGGCGCUCAAAGUUGGCAACGCCAUGACUCCGUUGGAGAACCUGCCCCCUUGGCUCAUUCUGGUUUUCGUUAAUGUCAUUGUCGGCACAAUCACGGAAAUCAUGUCCAACGUUGGAAUGGCCAAUAUUAUGCUGCCUAUUUUAGCUUCAAUGAGCGUUUCUGUAAAAAUAAACCCGUUGUUUAUUAUGGUUCCGGCGACGAUGAUGUGCUCGCAUACGUUUCGGUUUCCUGCGGGAACGCCACCAAAUGCCAUUAUCACCGUGACUGGUCACGUGCCGGUGAAAAGACUCAUUCUCGGUGGCUGUGGUCCUUCGAUUUACAGUCUCCUGCUCGUGAGCCUUUCUUUUCCCUUUUUGGGUGCCUAUGUCUUUGAAAUACAUGAAUUUCCAAGUUGGGCCGUCAUUUCUGACAAUGGAACAAUACUUGACUGUAAUAAUCAGUGA
Molecule: messenger RNA, 1689 nt
Organism: Copidosoma floridanum
Lineage: Eukaryota; Metazoa; Arthropoda; Insecta; Hymenoptera; Encyrtidae
Product: protein I'm not dead yet
Biological process (GO): transmembrane transport; citrate transport; succinate transport
Cellular component (GO): plasma membrane
Molecular function (GO): succinate transmembrane transporter activity; citrate transmembrane transporter activity
Source: RefSeq, a predicted model, not a curated record